AGCGCCUGUGUGAUACGAGAGAACGAGAGAACGAGAUGGCAACUUACCUUACCUUGGGUAGUUAAGAAAGGGGGAAACUCUCUUUUCUAAUUGUCCAUCUAUCAUAUCACCCGUGGGACCAGCUUGUGCCUUACUUCCCUUUACCUUCGUUGCUCCCUCUUUCACCCAUUCAUCGCCGUUUGAUCCGCAUCCGGAGCUUGUUUACACUGCCCGCUUACAACCCACCAAAAAAAGGCACCCUGAGCUGAGCUGAGCAGAGCAGAGCACCGCUUCGCUACGUCAUAUCAUUAAGGCCAAUCCCCGAACAUCACAUCAGCAAACGCAGUCAGCAUACAAACUUGACUUCAUCUUGACCCAUUUCCGCCCACUCUUUUCUCUCUUUCCUCUCUCCCACCUGGCAAACGAUAUCCCAUACCGUGAACCAGCAUCCUACAGCAAACAUGGAGUCUUUCGGAGCUCUCAAGCGGCGGACGACCGAGAUCCUCCAAUCUCUCCCGCAGAACCUGCCUAACAUGCCCAACAUGCCUAAUGUCAAGAGGCCGUCUCUGUCCAGCGGAACCGGUCCCAAGCCCAUGAAGGGCACAUGGGAAAGAAUCGAUGUCCCGCCUCUCGCCCGCUCCUCCCACACCGUCAACGUCGUCAAUGGCUCUGCGUACGUCUUUGGCGGCGAGGUCAACCCCCGUGAACCCGUCGACAACGACGUCCACGUUAUUAGGCUUCCCUACAACAGCGCCGGUGCCGACUACUACAAGAUCAAGUCUGCUCCCGCGAAACAAUAUACCCCGCCCGCCGACCCCGAGCCCGCCCCGAAACAGACGGAGGAGAAGAUUGUCAAAGAGGAGCAGCCCGAGGCGUCCGGCGAUGUCGAGGAGAAGGCCGCUCUGAAGGAACAGCUCCUCGACGAUGUAUCUCUUGCCUCACCAGGCGUCACCGGAGAAGAAGAAGAAGAAUACUCGUCCCUCGGAGCCGGCGAGCAGACCACAAAUGCGCUUCCCACCGCGGCAGACAAAGGCAAAGGCCCCGCCCUGCCCGAACCCCCCGCCCUCGGCAACGUCCCGGGCCCGCGUGUUGGCCACGCAACCGCUGUCAUCGGUAGCCGUAUCUUCCUCUACGGCGGCCGCGGCGGUCCGGACAUGGCCCCCCUCGAGGAGGCCGGCCGUGUCUGGGUCUUUGACACUCGCACAAACUCCUGGUCCUUCCUUGACCCCGUACCGCCCGCUCCCGGCGUCACCAACCUCCCCAUGCCCUCCCCGCGCAGCUACCACUCCGCCGCUGCGACCGAACGCCCGCGCGACUUCGCCCCCAAGCACGCCCGCGCAAAGCAGACCUGGAGGGCCUGGGCCCAAGGCGACAGCGCCGACGUCGGCAUCCCCCAGGCCCCCAUCGUAGGCCACGCCGCAGCCAACGCCACCGACGAGGAGGACGACGGCUACGGCACCUUGUUCGUCCACGCCGGCUGCCUCGCCAACGGCGAGCGCACCAACGAUCUCUGGGCCUUUGACGUGCGGAGCCGGGUGUGGAGCCAGUUACCUUCGGCACCCGGCCCCGCGCGCGGUGGCGCCGCCAUUACCGUCAGCAAGAGCCGGCUGUUCCGCUUCGGCGGGUACGACGGCAAGGGCGAAAUCGGUGGCCAGCUCGACUUCAUCCAUCUCGAGAUGGACACCUUUGACGACGGCGUCUCCAAGGGCGAAAUCGCCGUCCACGGCCGCGGCGGCUGGCAGAGCAUCGCCCAAGGCGCGGGCGCAACCGUCGCUGCCGGUGCCGGUGCCGGUGAGCAAGAGAUCCACCUCGUUCCCGGCCAGACCUGGCCCGGUCACCGCAGCGUAGCGGGUCUCGAAGCCGUCACCGUCGGCGCAGGCCGGGAGUACCUCCUCCUCAUCAUGGGCGAGCGCGAGCCUAGCGCAGACGGCCACGCCGGCGCCGGCGCAAUGUGGGACGACGUGUGGGCGUUCCAGGUCCCGCCGCUCGGUAUGACGGCCGCCAGCGUGCGUGACGCCAUGUUGCAGGCCAUUGGCCGUCCCACGGGCGAGGGCAAGUGGACAAGGCUGUCAAUGGAGCCGUACGACGACGACAAUGACGACGGCGAGCCUGCGCCGCGCGGAUGGUUUGGGGCGGCGGCGAUGGGUGAUGUAGAGGAGGCUGGUGUCGUUGUCUGGGGAGGACUGAGCUCCGAGAACAAGAGAUUGCGAGACGGCUGGAUCCUGAGGAUCCCCGAGUGAAAUGGCUCGUUUCUAAAUUGCAUAAAAUUUGCAUAGAAGAUGGUUUUUUUUUCCCAAGGUUGAUAUCAAACACAGCAGAAUUCGAGCGGCGACUCAAUAGCAAGUGAUGAAGAAAAUAAUCUCAUCACGUUUAACAAGAUAAAAAAAAAGGAAAUUAGGCAGA
Colletotrichum godetiae is the source of this 2382-nucleotide messenger RNA. Its product is annotated as kelch domain-containing protein. The record is from RefSeq and is a predicted model, not a curated record. Gene Ontology annotation, molecular function: protein binding. The transcript has a single exon. The coding region runs from base 441 to 2219 and encodes 592 amino acids. Lineage: Eukaryota; Fungi; Ascomycota; Sordariomycetes; Glomerellales; Glomerellaceae.